Pipra filicauda (Wire-tailed manakin) is the source of this 8039-nucleotide messenger RNA. RefSeq names its product LRAT domain containing 1 (gene LRATD1). The record is from RefSeq and is a predicted model, not a curated record. NCBI's taxonomy places the organism in Eukaryota, Metazoa, Chordata, Aves, Passeriformes, Pipridae. The coding region runs from base 173 to 1027 and encodes 284 amino acids. The transcript has 2 exons.
GCGCGGGCGGAGGAGCCGGGCGGCGGCAGCGGCAGCAGCGGCGGGGAGGACAGAGCUGGCUUCCUUCUGCGGCGCCCAUGGGGACAGGACGACUUUAAAGGAGUUUGGGGGGGUUCUGGCGCUGGGCGACCACGGAUCCGGCGAUUCCUACCCUUGCCUCGCCCUGUCAUUGAUGGGAAAUCAACUGGAUCGCAUCACCCACCUGAAUUACAGCGAGCUGCCGACCGGGGACCCCUCGGGGAUCGAGAAGGACGAGCUACGCGUCGGGGUGGCUUACUUCUUUUCGGAUGAGGAGGAGGACCUGGACGAGCGAGGCCAGCCAGACAAGUACGGCGUGAAGGGCUCCGGCAGCCCUGGCCAGGAGACGCCCACCCACCACCUCCACCACCAGCUGGUGCUGAACGAGACCCAGUUCUCCGCUUUCCGCGGCCAGGAAUGCAUCUUCUCCAAGGUCAGCAGCGGCCCCCAGGCUGGGGACCUCAGCGUCUACUCGGUGUCAGCCCUGCCUGCCCUCUGCAAGCCGGGGGACCUGCUGGAGCUGCUCUACCUGGGGCCGUCGGAGCACCCGCCGCCGCACUGGGCGGUGUACGUGGGCGGCGGGCAGAUCAUCCACCUGCACCAGGGGCAGAUCCGCCAGGACAGCUUGUACGAGGCGGCCGCGGGCAACGUGGGCCGGGUGGUGAAUAGCUGGUACCGCUUCCGCCCGCUGGUGGCGGAGCUGGUGGUGCAGAACGCCUGCGGGCACCUGGGCUUAAAAAGCGACGAGAUCUGCUGGACUAACUCCGAGAGCUUCGCCGCCUGGUGCCGCUUCGGGAAACGGGAGUUCAAAGCCGGGGGGGAGCUGCAGGCGGCUGCCGGCACCCAGCACCAGCAGCAGUACUAUCUCAAGAUCCACUUGGCAGAGAACAAGGUGCACACAGUGAGGUUCCACAGCCUGGAGGAUCUAAUACGCGAGAAGCGCAGGAUCGAUGCCAGUGGCAAACUGAGGGUGAUCAAAGACCUGACUAUAGUGGAUGGGAAAGAAUAGGGAGGAGUAGGAGUACAUGGCUAUCUUCUUUCUGCCCUGCCCGGGGAGACCAGCCUGCCACAGAGACAGGAGGCUACACCUUCCUUCCGUGGGACAUAACUGGAAGCAGGAUCCAUGGCAACAUUCCAAAAAAACCAGCAUUCUUUACACCCAUAGCCAGUAUUUUGUUUGGCUUUUAAUAGCAUUAAUGCUGAAAGAGCAAGAGGGAGGAAGAAAAGGGGGGAGGUGCAGGAAGGCUGUUCUCAGAAUAUGUGGACAAAGUCUCUCCUGUCAAUCGAUGUUGACCAUUCUAGCAACACGCCAAUAAAAUUUCAAAUUGAAAUUUCUUUAAUUUUUAUUUCAUGGCUUUAAUCCAUGAUAAGUUUUAAACAUCUGGGACCGUGGAUGUGGAUCUAGCUUAAUGAGAUUCUAGCUAAUACUUGCCUUGCAGUCAACCAAAAGUAUCAGUCAUACUUUGCUAACUGGGAGAGGAAGGGGGUGUUGGUGUGGGGGAUAAAUGCCUGUUUGUUUUGUUUCGUAACAUGUUGCUUCAGCCUGUAGCUGCAAUCCAAAUGUUGUCCCAGCCGAUUCUGGCAAGUAAUUUACGGGGAAAAUACUUUCAUAUUUCUGGUUGAAAUCUAUCACAUUUAAAAUAUUUGCCUUUGCUUUCUGUUUGCAGCUCCCUGCUAAAUGUCAUCAUAAUGCAUAAGCUUUUUCCACCUCUUCCCUUCUCCCAUUCUUCCUGCCGUUUUUCUUCUGAAAAAAAAAAGUUUUUGAGCAGCAGUUUUCCUCAAACUAAAUUCAUUGGUUAAAAGAAGUGGUGUAUUUUGGAAAACAGUAUACUCUGUGUUGCUCCUCAGAGAUCCAGCCUCUAGGAUCUCAUGCUUGAGCUGUGGAUUUGUAUCGCUGUAGUGAUUCUCACUGCACCACUGCUUCAAUACGUCUUCAUGCACAGGUCAACAGAAUCCUGCAAGAAACAAAUAAUUUUGAAUUCUGCAUGUUGCCUCUUUGAAACAGCAAUUUAUUACAUAUUUACAAUUCCACUUAAAGAAAGUAGAUGUAAUGUGGCCAGGUUCAUCUUGCAUUUCAAAUUCCCAGCAACUAAAAAUUCUGUUCAGUGUAAGUUUAGAAAUCCACAGCAGCAUUUAAAAGAUGCCUUUUAAUGUGAUGUGAGCAAUGCCUUGUCUGUAUUUCAGAUCCUGUUCACUCAUUGCUUAAUUCUAAGUUUUGAAUUGAAAGAUCAGAGAAUUAAAUAUAUAUAUAUCUUUAAAAAAUUCAAACAAGUAUACUGGGGCAUUUCUUUUUAUUAUUAUUCUGAGCUGCAUACAACUUGUAAUGAGCAUUUUGUCUUUGCAUGUUUCAAUGCUGGAAAGAAAAUGCAUUUGUUUUUGUCUUCUCUUCCCACAUCAAUGUCAGACAACAGAAGAGAAGUAAUACCCCUCUUUUGUAUCUACGAUACACUCCACCCCCUAUCAAUGUACUGUGUCUUUUUUUUUUUUUUUUAAUUAAACAAUGUCAUAAGCAGCCUUGUUGCAACAGUAACUUCAUUUCUACAAACAUUUGCCUCCCAUAGCUGAAGCUGUGAGGGUGGAGUGUACUUCAAGUGUCAGCAUAAAUAUCUUUAUUAAAAAAAAAAAAACAAACAAAAAAAAACCCCCAAAAAAAAACCCAAACCUCUACCCUCAAAACUGUACCCUCUCAGUGAAGGUCAUCUAACUGGCUUUGUAUUUUCUGAUACACUUGGCAAAGUUAUGUGGUAAUAGCCAGUGUUACUCUUAUCUCCUCCCCUAAAAUACCUUGUUUCGUACAGUAUAGGGUAAAAAUGUGAGUUGUAAUUACUGUUGAAAUAACCUCAAACCACAGGAUACCUUUUAAUAAAUGUGUAAUAUUUUGGCUUUAUGCAGGCAAUAGUUGCUGUUUGAUGAUGAUAGCUUUUCCCAUAACAGGAACAGAAUCUGCUACAUAGUAGUUGUGUCUCUUAAUUAUUUUACUCCAUUUGAUCUCCUAAAUUAUCUGUUAGAACUGAUUUCCCUAUACCACUUUGUGGGAGUGCUUUGGGAUUGUGGAAAAGCACUGGCUUUACAAUAAGGCACUUACAAAAAACUAAAAAGUGGUAGGAGAAGGAAAGGUGGGCAAAAGCAAUUUAUUCUAAUUUUUCCUUAUAAAAAUUAUGCUUUAGAGAUAUGAGGUUGUAAAAGUCAGGGAGAAUGACAUGAAGAGGGAAUAAGUAACAGAAUGUUAAUGAAUGAAGGCAAGAAGAAUGAAGGAGAGUCACGGUGUUAUUGCUGAUUCUUUUUCUUCAAAUUGCUGUUAGAUUAAUAGCAUAAGAUUAGACAGAGGUUCCUUACAGGAAUAGCAUUGUAUAUCCUCACUAGUGAGAAUUUAAAACAUGCUGUCUUUAAACUUUUCACUGUGCUUUCUGAAUACUCUGUCACUCUACUAAACCAUUUUAACUCUGGAUUUUUUCCAUAAGGAUUUACUAACCUGAUUCAUAAACAUGACAAUUUUCCUUGUUUUACCUAGCUAGAUGUAGAAUGGUAUUUUAUAGUAUAUAAAAGAAGUGAUAGGAACUAGUGUAUGCCUAUUUAUUCAAAAACUGUCAGAAGUCUUUGGCAUAACUCCAAAUUUGUAUAGAUAAAAUUACAACAAUAUAAGGCUUUAGUCCUUUGCAUAAGGACUGUAGAAAAUAUCUUAGGUUAAUACCAUCUGUGACUAUUUCUAAGAUAUAGUAUUACCAUGACUAUGUUCAGGUAGCAGUCUGUAAUUAACAACAAGGGUAUGCAUACACUUUCUUUUGUUGUUUUUCCUCUUGCUAGAUUUCAGUCCGGAGCUAUUGACAGCAAUCUGGUCCUGAUUCAUAGUCCAUUGAAGUUAAUGGAAAGGCUUUUGCUGGCUUCAGUGAGCUUUGGAUCAGGUUGUAAGAGAUGGAUAAAAUUUUUGGACCUUGACGAAGAGUGAAAUUUAAGAUGACACUUCAGAGAUCAGAGGGGCCACCUUUCUGAGAUGGGAGACGGGGCACGGGCAACACUGAGAAAACAAGGGAAGAAAACAGACUAGCUCUGAAACAAACAGUGUUAACCUGAGAUGGCAGUAGGGAAUCUAUGUAAAAAACUGAGUGAAGAGCAGAUAUAAAAAGUUGUUCAAUGCCUUGAAACAAGAAAUGGAAGGCCGGGGAGCAGUCAGCUGCAAGAAAGCCAAUGAUGUGAAUGACUGACAAGUAAAAAAUGUAAUUGAUUAUACUCAUCUUUCAGGAUCAGUGGCCUACUGGAGUUAACAUUUCCAUUUCCAGCAGUAAAGAUAUUGACAAAUUGUAUUAUAUCUAUGGAAUCUGUUUGCAUUCUUCAGUCUAGCUACCUAGGGUAAAUAUUUACAUCUCAUUCAUUGCUCUUGAAGUACUGACUUGUAAUAUGACAUUGCAAUGUCAGGAUACUUUGCGUGUCUUUCUUCUGUGUCACGUUUCAAGCUUUCUGUUAGUUCUUUGGGUAACGGUUCUAUACAAUUUUGCUUAGAUACAAUUUUCUUUCUCUUUUCAAAAUGCAAUCUUUUGAAUAGCUUUGAGACUAAUUUUUAUUAAAAAUUCAAUUCAUGUCCUCUUGAAACAUAGAGAGCCUUUGUGAAAUGUUUCCCUGUGAUGACCAAAAUGCUUACGGUUUGUUGACUGCAUACUGGGAGAGGACUGUAAGGAUGGGUGGCAAAAUAGGUUUUACCACUGUCAAAUUUUGUCUCCAUCUCCAUCUUAUGUUUCCAGAUUACUUUGUUUUCAUUUGUUAGAAUUCUGUUUUCCUUCCAAGUCUUAUGGUUGUAUAAAAUUAAAACAAACAAACAAAAAAAACCCAAAAAACAAAACCCCUCAUAGCAUAAAUUUUAUGGCAAUAUGCUAUUGAUCUGUAUAGUGGAUUUCAGGUUAAAAGAAGAUGUGGCCCUUGGUUUGUGGUAGAGUGUGAAGAGUCUUAAUUAUCCUGCCUCAUUUCACUUAAGUGUCUUUCAUAUUCAGGUAAGUAAUGUGCAAAACUCUGCCAGAAUUUACAGACCUGUUUAUGCGAUGUAUUGAACAUCUGUAACUCCAGGCAAUGUUGGCUGGAGUUGAAGGCACGCUGUAUCUCACUCAAGACACAUAGCAUCUUGUGAGAUCAGGUACCUCAGCCUGCCCGGUUCCUCACCCUCUAUCUGCACCUACAGAGGAAGUAGCAGUCUGGGGUAGCUGCUGCUAGUUUCAAGAUUAGCUAUUUUCUAUGAAAGAUUUCUAUUAGAGCAGCUUGUGGACAGUGUUCUGCCCAUAAUUAUACUUGGAUGUGACUAAAAAGUUUUAUAUGUUGCUGCUUAUGGUGUGAAGACAGUGUGCUUUCUGCUUUAGAACCCAGGAGAAAGAUCUAAGUGCCAGUACCAAAGAAUUAACCGAGAAAUAUAUAAGGAGGUGUGACUGGGCUACCAUGCUGAGGGCAGAUUCACUGCAGAAUUAGGGUUUAAAGGAUAAUAAUAUAUGACUACAGUGUGAUCAAGUGCUGCUGUUAGGUCAAGUGUCAGUGUUUCCAUGGCAGGUCUGGAAUUUAUUUGCUGGCUUAAUUAUUAUGAAAUUUUUAACUUUUCUGUACUUGGAUUUCAAAUUUGACAUGUAAAGCUGCCCUAUGUUCAUGGAUCCUCUGACACAAUGUAUUUUUUUUUCUGUCAGGUUUUCUUUACAGUUUUAUUGUCAAGGAAAAUAAUGAAUACUGGAAUCAAGUACUUAACUGCUUGUAAAUCAAAAAGAGAGUAGUGUAGAUGUUACGUUGAAAAAAGGGAAUGAACUAAGAAUCUUCUGUUACUGGGCAUAUCUGUGGAUUUGUUCUAGGUUAUAUAGAUAUAAUCUAUACAGAUGUAAACUGCCAGUGCUGUAUUUUUUAAAGUGGUUGUGGCUUUCUGCAUUAUCUCUUUUGCAAAAUAGUGUUAUCUUGUCUAAAUAAUCCAAAUCCCCAGUGAAAUUCUAUUUUUUUAUAUUGAAAUGCUGUUGGAAUUAGCAGUUACUUUAUCCAUAUUUACCAUUGAGAAGUAAACUAGAAUUUUUUUCCUAGGGAAUUUAUAAUUGAGGAACUAGUAAUAUGCACUUUCAUUUCUUAAUUUAUAAUAUUUUGUGAGCAAAAUGUGUCUCUCUGAAAAUGUGUAGAGGAACUAUAGAACUUCCAUUAACAGAGGCCAUGCAGAUUUAAAAUAUGCCUUUAUAUAUUUUUUUUCAUAUUUUUAUUAUGGGGCCUUGGGGCAUUUCUGAUUCUGCAGAUGAUCUAUGUAUGUAAAACUGUUUGCAGGAUCAGGAUCUUUAAAAUAAAAGAUCUAUCCCCUUCAUGGGGCAUUUACUUUGGGCUAAAAUCAAGGAGUAGGACUAGUGAGGAUCAAGGCCUCAGCAUCAACCUCCUAUAGAAUUUAAUGGAAGGUUCGUGUGUGAUGUCUACCAGAAGGGCCUUAAUUAUGUUUUCUUACUUGUACAUAUAGUAAUCAUCUAUGCAAAUUUUCCCAGGUGAAGUGGGUUAAUGCUUUUCAAACAUCCCUUUAACUUUCUCUUGUGUGUCUGUGUGGGUAUAUGUGUUGGCCACAAAUAGAAAAUUGAAGUUUAGAGUACAGGCUUGAGCUUCUGUGCUGCAGAAGUGCUGCAGAGCCAAUAUCUCCAGCUCUUUUGACAGGAACUCAGGUGGACUUUUGAAACAGUGUGGGUGCAGCAGGAAAGGGUAGGAGAGUUUGCAGUUAAACUUCAGGCUGUUCAAGGAAGAUGUUCAGAGACAAGCUUGAAAUUCCAUUCUUUCUCUUCUCCAAGGUGUAUGAGGGUGAGUAACUGCACACCUCAUGCAUAAAACCAUUCACACUUUGGAGACCCAUGCUACUGCCUAGGCAAAAUAGGGUGAGUGCAGUGUCUCAACAGCAUUAAGUAGCAAAUAAUUUUUCAGUUUAAACACUAUUUGGAUACAGUGUGGCAUUAGCAAUCCAUUUUGAAAGUCACAUUUUUAAGCUUGUAAACUAAGCAGCAUAAUGUUUAUAAAUGGGAGACCUCAAUAAUCCUUCUUGGUAAUUUCUAUACUGCAGAGGUAAGAGUCUGUUCCCAGUUUGUGUAAAAAAAAAAAAGAGUAACCCUGCCUCGAAAAAAUUAUCAUAGAAUACAAUUAGGAAAUAAAUUUAACAAUCAAACCCCAGAUUUAGUUCUGACAUGACACUAUCACUACUGCAGGUAAAUAUCUUACAGCGUGAAUAAAUACAAUUUGCUGCAUUGUGACACUUCUUCACAACAGAGUAUUUUAUGCCACAGAAGGAAUAUUUCUUGUAUGUUAUUCAACAUGAGUAAACAUAUCACAAUCUGGUCUUAAAACAGAUCUUUUUUUCCAUAUGUCCCUAUUGUUUCCAUAUGCCCUUUCAGUCAACUGAAAGCAAUAUAAAAACUAAACCUGAAAAAUAUACUAAUUGUUUGUAAAUAUUUAAGCAGAAAUUUAUAUGCAUAUUUACAUACAACUAAUAGAUGUAUAUACAUAAGAUUUGCAUAUAUGCAGAUAUGCAAUACAUAUAUUAUGCAUACACACACAAGAAGUCUUGACUAUUUUGUUAGUAUUGGUAACAAAUGGCAGUCAUUUCAGUAUGUAUAUUAUCUGUGCAACAGAUGGAUACCCAAGACUUCGCUGACAGGAUUUUAACACUAUUCAAAUGUUUGUUCUUUAGGGUAUGCCAUGGUCUUCUGACAUCAAGAGCAGUGAGUUAAAUAUGUGGGUUUUGACAUAUUGCUACUUACUGGAGGAAAAAUAUCAAGAAACACUACACUUUGCAAUAAUGAAGUACCCUUUUAGAAUGAACUGUGCUGCUACUGACUUCUGUAUUUAUAAAUAAAAGAAUGAUCUAGUGAAGUAUCCAUCCAUUUUUCUCUUUGGCAUCUUUAAAUGGAUAGUACCACAAAGGUUUUUUCAUAGUUUGAAUGUGUUCCUCCUCUCUGUAAUAUUUUGGAAAUUUGCAGUGUUCUGUUGUUCAGACAUGCUCAACUAUUGUUGUGUAGUUGUUUCUGAAGUAAAGAAGUGGCUGGCAUUGA